UCAGAGUCAGAGGCAUCGCAACAUAGUAGCUUAUAUUAUGAUAAUGUGUAUCCACUUAGAAUUGGAAUAUUUGACCUUAGACAUUAUAUAGUCAGAACAAGUAAAAAAAGGCUUGAAACCAAAGUUAAAUCUGGAAAAUGGAUUCCACAAGAAACUGAAAUGCCAUUUAAUUUUAAGAUUGAGGGUGUGGAACCUAGAAAAAGAGAAGGCGGAAUGUUGGUUAAUUUUACAUUUUCGGUUGAUCCUGCACGAAAAUCCGAAGCAUUAAAUGAAAUCUAUAAGAAUGUUGAAGCUUAUAUAUCGGCUAAAAACAUUAUACCGUGGUUUAAUCUUAAACCGCUCGAAGUUUAUAUGGUUAAAGGCGAACCUUUUAUUGAAGAUUUGGCCAAUAGAUUUCCCGCAAGUCGACUUCAUGUUGAAUUUCAAGGACCAGAUGUUUCGAUCGAAACUUUGUAUCAAAUAUUUCGACCAUAUGGAUUAAUUCGUGAUAUAAUCCUACCGCAACCAUCUUCAAAAGAUGCCCCUCGAUUUGCUUUGAUACAAUUCUCCAAAAUGAGAUCUGCUACAAGCGCUAGAAAUUGUGUUCACGGUUUAAUUACAGAUGGCACGAGACUAAAUAUUGUCUAUGAUAAAACAUUGAAAUCAAAUAUGAUAUAUAGCUGGAUGAUUGCACAUCCAAGAACUUCGAUACCAUUAAUAGCAGCUGCUAUUGCUGGUAUUACUUACACAAUCUUUGAUCCGAUUCGAACCUUUUUUAUAACUUCAAAAAUCACACAACGAUUCAACCCUCAAGAAUAUCGUAUUUAUCAAUGGCUUAGACGUGAAACUAUUGACAGAUUAUUAACUUACCCUAAAUUCUUUGUCACGUCCUGA
Molecule: messenger RNA, 873 nt
Organism: Entrophospora sp. SA101
Lineage: Eukaryota; Fungi; Glomeromycota; Glomeromycetes; Entrophosporales; Entrophosporaceae
Source: the annotation of a GenBank genome assembly